GUUUUUGCUGUUAAUGGAAUAGGUUGUGCUUCCGCGCGAGUUAAUUUAAGUGUAAAACGUAAAUAAAGCGAAAACUAAAGGCGGCGCGAAUAACGUUGCACAAAAAACAAAUAGUUUCACCGUUAUUGGUGUGAAAUAGAAAAUAACAAGUGUUUUGUUUGUUAAUUCAGUAAAAAUAAAACUCUAAACAUGAAGCUGUUGGCAGCAACAGUUGCGCUCUUGUUGGCAAUAAUCCAAAUCCAAACAGCUGUGUCUGAUGAGCAGCAGGAGACCACAGAGAGCGCAGCUGAGGCGAUCUCCGAGCCGCCAAUUAAACUCGUCCAUGUGCUGAAUCCAGGCGAGCGCGAAUUCCUCUCACCCAAUCUAAUUGGCGUGCAGAACAUUGCGAUGACCUUUCUCCCACUCUCGUUUAACUUUGUCAAUAUUAUUGAUGCCUUCCGUGAGAUUGUCAACGGUGUGCGCUAUGAGAUUCACCUGAACGCUGUGGAUACAAAGGCCAAGGAUGCGGACACCAUUUGCCGUCUGGUCAUACUCGAGAAGCCCUGGCUGACCACCCAAUGGGGCGACAGAUAUCGCGAGCUGGUCAACUCCAACUGCAGCGAUGCCGCCGACAAUGCACUCACCCCCGCCGAUGCCGAAGAGCGCGGCAAGGCGCUCAACGAGAAAUAUCUGAGCCGCAGCAGACGCAGCUCCAAUGCGGUACCCGUGGGCGGCGCCAAGCGCUUCGACGCGCAGCAGGCGAAGAUUCAACUGCAGCGUACGCUAGACAAACUCACCGAGGGCGAGGUCGGACCCCACUACAGAAUUGCCGAAGUCUACUCGGCAUCGCGUCAGGUUGUCUCCGGCACACUGACGCGCAUCGACGCGGAUCUGAUUGAUAGCAAGGAGAAGCAGCAUCGUUGCAUUGUGGAAAUAUGGGCGCAGCCGUGGCUGGAGCAUGGCCACGAUAUAACCUUCAAGUGCCGCAAUCAGCCGACGGUGCAUGCGCGGCACAGUCGCUCCGUGGAGUGGGCGGAGAAGAAGGCACACAAGAAGCAUUCGCAUCACACGCUCAGCAAGGUGGAGCACUUGUUCCACAAGUUCCAGCUGAAGCACAAGCGUCACUAUGCCAACAGCAUGGAGCAUCAGAUGCGCCUGCGCAUUUUCCGCCAGAGUCUGCGCACCAUUGAGGAGCUGAAUGCCAAUGAGAUGGGCAGUGCCAAGUACGGCAUUACCGAGUUUGCCGACAUGACCAGCACGGAGUACAAGGAGCACGCUGGACUCUGGCAGCGCUCGGAGCAGCAGCCCACUGGUGGUGAGCCGGCCGUAGUGCCUGCCUAUGCGGGUGCCAUGCCCAAGGAGUUUGACUGGCGUCAGAAGAAUGCGGUGACACAUGUGAAGAACCAAGGAUCCUGCGGCUCCUGUUGGGCAUUCAGCGUUACAGGCAACAUUGAAGGUCUCUACGCGGUGAAGACGGGUGAGCUGCAGGAAUUCUCCGAGCAGGAGCUGCUCGAUUGCGACUCCACCGACAGCGCUUGCAAUGGUGGACUCAUGGACAAUGCCUACAAAGCCAUCAAGGAUAUUGGCGGUCUGGAGUACGAGGCGGAGUAUCCGUAUAAGGGCAAGAAGCAGCAGUGCACCUUCAACAAGACGCUCUCGCAUGUGCAGGUGGCGAGCUUUGUGGAUCUGCCCAAGGGCAAUGAGACUGCCAUGCAGGAGUGGCUGCUGACCAAUGGACCAAUCUCUAUAGGUAUCAAUGCCAAUGCUAUGCAGUUCUAUCGUGGCGGCGUCUCGCAUCCUUGGUCACCGCUCUGCAACAAGAAGAAUCUGGAUCAUGGCGUGCUAAUCGUUGGCUAUGGCGUAUCCGACUACCCCAACUUCCACAAGACACUGCCCUACUGGAUUGUGAAGAACUCGUGGGGACCACGCUGGGGCGAACAGGGCUACUAUCGCGUCUAUCGCGGCGACAACACCUGCGGCGUCAGUGAGAUGGCCACCUCAGCUGUGCUGGCCUAAGCAAGCUUUAGUCUAGCCAUAUACACAUGCAUACAUACAUAUAUACAACUAUAUACAGCGUAGUCUAUGUUUAUGUUUGAGCUAAAACGCACAUUAACUCGCUAAGGCUUGCAGCUGCUCUUCGUUCUCCUCUUUGUGUUUCUUUCUUUCUUCGCUAAGGCAACGAUUAACGAUUAACUCAACAUUUCGAUUUGUUUUCCCCCCUGUCUACAAUAUAAUCAAUCAUAUACAAAUAAAACCAUACAUACACACAUAUAUAUAUAU
Drosophila busckii is the source of this 2259-nucleotide messenger RNA. Its product is annotated as putative cysteine proteinase CG12163. The record is from RefSeq and is a predicted model, not a curated record. The transcript is spliced from 6 exons. Lineage: Eukaryota; Metazoa; Arthropoda; Insecta; Diptera; Drosophilidae. Gene Ontology annotation, molecular function: cysteine-type endopeptidase inhibitor activity; cysteine-type endopeptidase activity. Bases 190 to 1995 code for a protein of 601 amino acids. Gene Ontology annotation, cellular component: lysosome.